Messenger RNA from Pelobates fuscus (common spadefoot toad), 2576 nucleotides. RefSeq names its product ankyrin repeat domain 55 (gene ANKRD55). Gene Ontology annotation, biological process: protein localization to ciliary inversin compartment. Bases 355 to 2319 code for a protein of 654 amino acids. Gene Ontology annotation, molecular function: protein binding. Gene Ontology annotation, cellular component: ciliary inversin compartment. NCBI's taxonomy places the organism in Eukaryota, Metazoa, Chordata, Amphibia, Anura, Pelobatidae. The transcript has 11 exons. The record is from RefSeq and is a predicted model, not a curated record.
UUGCUUUAAGCAGCAUUUUGCCUUGUGGUCCUGACGAGCUGCAUUGCCUCUUUCCCAGCUCUAGCUGAAGGCAUGAUUCACUCACUAGUGUUCAGCCCUACUAUAGAUGUGCGUGAAUAGGUUUAGUGAUUAAGUGACAAUGAAGCAAGCUCACUUCAAAAUGCGUACAGGGGCUCUGUUUAUCGGUGGUAACAUCCAGCUGCAUCCAUAAGGCUUUUUCCUAUUCUCCUAUAAAGACUAUGCGACAGCUGUAAGCACAUGUACUGUUUCCUGUAAAUUGCCAGAUCUAUUUCUUGGAACUAACCAGAUGACAUUUAUCCAUUCCCUCUGCAAAUAGAUUUUUAAAAGAACACAAUGGAUUUUAGCAAUUCGUCUGUGUUCGAUCAGCAUAAAGGUGAUUCAGCGGAAGAGAUUGACUUGACUGUAGUUUAUCAAGCAUCAGCUAAUGGAGAUGUCAACACAUUGACUGCAAUCAUCCGUGAAGAUCCUUCUAUUUUAGAAUACUGUGACAAUGACGGUUGCACACCUUUGAUGCAUGCUGUUUCAGGACGACAAGUUGAUACAGUGAAAUUAUUACUGAAGAUGGGAGCCAAUAUAAACACUCAAGAUGCAUGUGGCCGAACUAGCCUAUCCCUUGCAACAUACCUGGGUUGGCUAGAUGGCUGUGUAAGUCUUCUCAGGAACGGAGCCAAGCAAAACAUACCAGAUAAAAAUGGAAGACUUCCUCUUCACGCGGCCACUGCCGAAGCUGACGUCAGGCUUUUAACUGUAUUACUGCAACAGUCAACACUAAGUGAGAUUAACCAUCAGGACAAUGAGGGAAUGACCUCUCUUCACUGGGCCGCAUUCCAUAACCGACCGCAGCAUGCACAAAGUUUGCUUCAAAAGGGCGCUGACCCAACUCUGGUGGACAAAGACUUUAAGGCAGCUCUUCACUGGGCUGUUCAGAGUGGGAAUAGGAUUCUUUGUUCAAUCAUUCUGGAUCAUCAGCAAGGUCAGUCUACAAUCAACUAUGAUGACGAGAAUGGGAAGACGUGCAUGCACAUAGCAGCAGCAGCAGGUUACAGUGACAUUAUCUGUGAGCUGGCCAGGGUUCCGGAGUGCAACUUACAAGCUCUUGAUGUAGAUGACAGGACUCCUUUGCACUGGGCUGCAGCCGCAGGGCAGUCGGAUUGCGUUCAGACACUUUUGAAGCUCGGUGUCGAUAUUAAUCCCAGGGAUAUCAAUGAGAAUACUCCGCUGACUUAUGCCAUGUACUGUGGGCACACGACGUGCAUCAAAAUGCUGUCACAAGAGAACAGCAAGCCAGACCCACUCGGGCCACUAAUAUCACCGGGCAAUAAAGCCAUGAGGAAAGAAGGGCGCCUUACUGUGUUAAAUCAGAUAUUUUCUUGCAAGAAAAAGAAAGCAGAAAAGAAAGCACAUCACAAAGAUAAACUCAGGAACAAAGAAGAGACCUCAGAGGUUGAUGACAUUAUCACUUCUUUCGACUGCAUUCUGGACACAAACUGUAAAGAUCCAGCAGAUGACAAAGUGACUUCAAACAACUGCAAGAAGAGACCGGUGGAGUCACAGAAGUAUCUGCUCCCAGAAAAUAAGCAGAAUUGUAAAGGUCUUCCACCAAUAAGAACGCAAAGUCUGCCCCCAAUUACGCUUGGGCACACUUUUUUAACAUCAUCGCUAAGUACAUCCAAUGCCCCACAGAGCAAUGCUUUUUAUUUUGCACACAGAUCUCAGAAGAGCAAAAGUGAGCAUGACUUAUUUGACAAUAGAAUCAGUUGCAAAACUUUGCAAGACAAUCCUUGGAAUAAAACUGCCAACCAAAUCAUGUCUCAUAAUGCAUGGACUUCACCGCAUACAGAUAAAGCCAUCAUAGAUAACAUUUUAUCUAAAAAAUCUAAUCACAUGGGAAAACUUUGUCCUCCUCAUCUUCCUCGGAUGGAAAAUUCAUUUGCUGUAGGCCACCGUUUUCAACUGUCCCUGGAAAGACAAAGGAUGAAAGAAUUUCACAUAGCACGAAAUAACUUAGCUCCAAUACCGGAUCACUGUGUUAAAAAAAUCCAGAUGCCAACUGGUCAAGUCUGCCAGGGAGUCAAGAAGUCAAUGUCUCUACCUUCGAAUUCUUUACAGAUUGGAACUAACCUGUCACCAUUAAUCAUCUCUAAGACUCAGAGUCACUCACUUUGCUCUUUUCUACCUGUUCUAAGAAGAGAGCCUCUGAGAUCAACACGUGUUCUCCCAGCCAUUCCAAGCCAGAGAGGAAACAAUGCAACAGAAAGCCUUAUUCAAUCUCCAAACAAAUCAGAAACCAAUGACUAGUUUGUGGUCGGAGAAUGAGAUAUUGUCACUGUAUGUCUUGUGUGUCAUUGAGCAAAGCAAGCAUCGGCUUGAGAAAUUUAUAUUUAAAUCUCUAAAGAUGAGGACAUAGUUUAGGUUUUUGCUAUUUUUUUUAAGGUAAUCAUUUUUAUAAGGUAUUAUUUUGUGAUCCCUCCAUGCCAAAAAUACAAGAAACUAUUGCAGAUGUGGCUUUUAAAGAGAAUGAUAUAAAUUACAUUUAUGCAUAUUAAAUUAUUAUU